Truncatella angustata is the source of this 591-nucleotide messenger RNA. RefSeq lists its product as uncharacterized. The record is from RefSeq and is a predicted model, not a curated record. NCBI's taxonomy places the organism in Eukaryota, Fungi, Ascomycota, Sordariomycetes, Amphisphaeriales, Sporocadaceae. The transcript has a single exon. Bases 1 to 591 code for a protein of 196 amino acids.
AUGGGCUUGAGACAGACUUUAAAGAGAUUUGCUUCUUUCCGCGGGAGAUCAAGGGGAUCCACGCCCACACGCGGCGAAGAUACAGAUGCGGUGACUCCCAUCAACGGCGCAUACCAAUCGCUUGAAGAGGAACCGGAAAAUUCAGCAGCUGGUGACCGUGAUUCAGACCUGCUGGAUCCGUCCUCGGAGAAUCUCCCAUCUGCAUCACAACGGGCAAGCUCAGCGCCAAGGAAAUAUACUGGGAAACGAAAGCCCUCGAAUGCCUCACGAGUAAGGCAUAGUAGCGGACAACAACAUCGAGCCAGCUCGGCGGACCCCGCGCCGCAGGACUAUCUCUAUUUUGGAGAUGGCGGGACGCCUCCCGGGAGAUCGUCAACGUCGUUGCCGUCGAAUCCAGCACAGUCACGCAGUAGUAUUGGACAAACCGGGCUGACUGUGCCGGGCCAGUCGACUACCGGUAGAGACAACAGCGGAUUCCUCAACGCGGGGAUGAGCAACUCGUCGAUGAGUUCGAGUUACUCGGCUGUAACAUAUGGGGGCUCUCUCCAAUAUGACUAUGCAGGAACGCAGGCACCGGGAUCUAGCGGCUGA